AUGCUCAGCUCGACGCGGCGCGAGCGAGCAAGCAGCAACGUGUUGACCAUGCCGCCGCGCCACCCGCGAUGGAGCCGAGAGACGGUGCGACAAGAGGCGCGACUCGACGCUGCCGCUGCUGCCCUCGCAGCCCCUGCUGCCCUCGCUGCCCCUGCUGCCUCUCCUGCUGGUAGAAAUGAUUCUCUUGUUGCUCCCGCGUCUGCCGCAGCUGGCGCGGCAUCGCGUGCUGCCCUCGCGGGAAACGGCCUGCGUCUCCAGCAGGGGGUCGCAGUCCCCCCCGCCAUGAGCUCGUCCGCCUUCUCCGCGUGUCUGCUGCGCUCGUCCUUCGCGUAUUACAGCGCGCCCUUCACCACCGCGCAUGCACCAACCGCGCCCGUGGCUAUUCUGCCACCUACGCCAGCAGCGGUCCCAGGCCAAAUUUCCAGGACUGCUGUGUGCUGGGGGCAUGAAGUGAUGGCAGGCCAGGGAACGAAGGAGAGCGAUGUGAGUGAUGAAACGGGAGGGAUGGACGGGAAAUUGAUGCAAGAGAAGAGAGAGGAAGAGGAAGAGGAGGAGGUGAUGAGGAGUGAGAGGGGAAGUAUGAUGAACGGCAGGGAAAGGGCAAGGGAUGGGGCAGUGGUGGUGGUGGGGAGCGAGGAGAGGCAGGCGGGGAGAGUUGUAUUGCAGUGUGGGGAGGUAGUAGUGGGAGUGCAAGGGAGUGAGGGGCAGUGGGGAGGGGAGAGAGGGAGUGGUAGCAGUCAUGUGAGGAGGUGGGGAGACGUUGCAGGGAGGGGAGAGCGAUUGCGGUUGCAGCAGGAGACAGGGGGAUUGUGCGGUGAGAAUGGUGGCUUGUGGGAAGGUGGGGGAGGAGGUUGGGAUGAGAGUCAACUUUUGAGGUGCCUCAGAAGUGGGGAUGAGAGUGGAAAGCAGGGUGCGGAGAAUGAGGAGAGAGGUGACCAACAGGGGGCUAUGCAGGCAGGAGCUUGUUUAUCUGCCUCUGCCUCUGCCUCUGCCUCUGCAUUGGCUUCUACCUCUCUAUCGACUGCUAUCGCCACCUCGAUAUUGUGCUGGAAUGGAGAGCAUGGCAUGGAGGGGGACGAACAGCAGCACCAGCAGCAGAGGGGUCAGGAGGAUAGGGCAUGCAACGGCAGUGGCAACGAGGGCGCUGGUGCAGAAGAGAGGCGAGAGAGGGAGGACAUCUCUGCAGCUCACCCCGGCUGGACGGCAGGGGGGCUUGGUGUAGGCGCCGGGUGCAGUGGUGUUGGGGCAGUGGCGGGAAGCCAGGGCGCAUGGGUGAUUCCUGGUGCUCAUGCUCAGGCUGAUGCUGAUUCUGAUUGUGAUUGUGAUGGUGAUGGUGAUGGUGAUGGUGAUGGUGAUGGUGGUAUAUCCGACAGUGGCGCUGUUGGCAAUUCUACCGAUGAGGAGGAGGAUGGGGUCGGGGAUGGGGAUGGCGAUGUGGAUGGGUUGUUGGAGCUGCAAGUGCUAGAUGCAGCUGUGGAUGCGCUCAUAGCUGAUGAUGCUGAUGCUGCUGGUCAUGUUGCCACACACACUGACGCCAACGCCGACAGGGUCAGUGCAAAUCCUCACCUUAUUCACACAAGCAGCUAUUUGGGCGCCUGUUGCGUAUCACUGGUGUCUCCUCCUCCUCCUCCUGCUCUUGCUGCUGCUGCUGCUGCUGCUGCUGCUGCUGCUGCUGCUGCUGCUGCUGCUGCUGCUGCUGCUGCUGCUGCUGCUGCUGCUGCUGCUGCUGCUGCUGCUGCUGCUGCUACUGCUGCUGCUGCUACUGCUACAGCUGGUGGUGCAGCUGCUGUUACGGCAUCACACCCGCAUGGCUUUGCGCUGCAUGCUGCUGCGGGCACAGGUGUUGUGGCAGGUAUACCAGUGGCGUGGCUGCGUGGGACGGAGAGCAUGUGCGCUGCUACUGCUACUGCUACUGCUACUGCUGCUGCACCUCCUCCUCCUCUCACUGCACCCCGCUCCAUUGUAUGCCACGCUGCCUUCUCCACCCUCCUCCCUCUCGGAACAAACACUGGCUGCUUGUAA
This is a messenger RNA of Closterium sp. Naga37s-1, 2022 nucleotides long. The record is from the annotation of a GenBank genome assembly. NCBI's taxonomy places the organism in Eukaryota, Viridiplantae, Streptophyta, Zygnematophyceae, Desmidiales, Closteriaceae.